Pseudomassariella vexata is the source of this 777-nucleotide messenger RNA. RefSeq lists its product as uncharacterized. The record is from RefSeq and is a predicted model, not a curated record. Bases 1 to 777 code for a protein of 258 amino acids. NCBI's taxonomy places the organism in Eukaryota, Fungi, Ascomycota, Sordariomycetes, Amphisphaeriales, Pseudomassariaceae. Gene Ontology annotation, molecular function: mRNA binding. The transcript is spliced from 2 exons. Gene Ontology annotation, cellular component: THO complex part of transcription export complex. Gene Ontology annotation, biological process: mRNA export from nucleus; positive regulation of DNA-templated transcription, elongation.
AUGGCAAUCGACGGAAUCAUUACGGACCCAAAUCUGGCGACCGUGCUGGGCGCAUCACACGACACGCGCCGGCAAGCCCUUAUCCUGGUCGACCAGAUCGCGGCCACAGGCCCUAUCGAUAAAGCCUCCGUCGACGUUCAGCUCGAGAUUUCGAAGCAACAAAAACUUCUCAUCACGAACCUUGCGCAGCUACGAGGUCUUCACCGUGCGGCACACAUCGGCGCACGCCAAACCAAGCACGAGACAGCCGAUGCGCGCCAAGAGGUCGACCGCCUUCACCUACAGCUACAGAAUCUGUACUACGAGCAACGGCACUUGCAAGGGGAAAUCGCAGCAUGCGAGUCCUACAAGUUAGUAUCUGCCAUUACUUCAGAUUCAACUGCACAAGCUGAGAUGUCAAGCGACAUUCCCACUCCUGGCGAAUUUAAAUACGACUUGACAGCCAAUCAGCUUGCACGCGAGCUAAUUGAAAUCAAAAUCAGCCACACCUAUCAACAACUGCCUCUAAUUCCCGUCGAGGAGUUCCUCGCACUCAAUCCUGAUCAUACCAACGAUGACGAGAACGCCCUUAUGAUUGCGCGUAUAGAGCACGAACGAAGCGAACGAGAAGCUUUGGAGCAGAAGCGGAUGGAAUUGCUGAAGCGCAAGCAGAAGCUCAUCGCUGACAACAAGAAGAGGAAGGACGACCUGGCAAAUCUUGACAAGGAGCUGGAGAAGUUCAUUGAUGCUGCGAAACCGAUCCAGAAGUUGUUUGAGAAGAAUGUACCCGCAGUUUGA